AUGGGAUUAGUAGAAGAUGAUUCACAAAUUUUUAGUACAUUUGAAGAAGCAUGUGUUGUUAUGUUACCAUUUCAAUUACGAAAAUUUUGUUCAUGGUAUCUUUUGUCAGAAAAUAUACAAGAAUCUGACAAAAAUAAAUUACGCGAAGUAGAUGUUAUUAUUUGGGAUAAAGCUUCUAUGAUUCCUAAAAAUGUUUUAGAAAUUAUAGAUAAAACUUUAAAAGAUGUUUGUAAUAACGAUUUACAUUUUGGUGCUCCACAUAAUGAUGAUAUUAGACUUUUAAAUGAUAGAAUUUUGAAUCUAAUCGAUGGGGAAGCAAAAGCUUAUUAUAGUAUAGAUGCUACUCAUAGAGGCGUUGAUGGAACAGAUGAUAAUAUAUACUUGAAUUACCCUCCAGAAACUCUAAAUCAGAUUAAAGAGGGUCUUCCUUCCCAUCAAUUAAAUUUGAAAAUUCAUGCGAUAGUAAUGUUGAUUCGUAAUUUAAGUAUAAAUGAAAUUUUAUGUAACGGAACUAGAUUAAGAAUUAAAAAACUUUAUGAGUUUAAUAUAGAAGCGGAAAUCAUAACAGGAGAGCACAAAGGAAAUAAAGUAUUUAUACCUAGAAUAACAUUAAAUACUGGAGAAUCUUCAUCCUUACCAUUUAUUUUAUAUAGGAAACAAUUUCCUAUUGUCUUAGCUUUUGCAAUGACUAUUAAUAAGUCACAAGGUCAAAGUUUUAAUUCUGUAGGACUAUCUGCUUCCCUGAUCCCCAACAUCAGGUUAUGGGCCCAGGAAACAUCUCAACGAAAACUGCACAAGUAUUCCGUUGCCGAAAAGACUUGCGACCGUGACACGCCAUAG
Nasonia vitripennis (jewel wasp) is the source of this 840-nucleotide messenger RNA. RefSeq lists its product as uncharacterized. The transcript is spliced from 4 exons. The coding region runs from base 1 to 840 and encodes 279 amino acids. The record is from RefSeq and is a predicted model, not a curated record. NCBI's taxonomy places the organism in Eukaryota, Metazoa, Arthropoda, Insecta, Hymenoptera, Pteromalidae.